Molecule: messenger RNA, 2314 nt
Organism: Rotaria sordida
Lineage: Eukaryota; Metazoa; Rotifera; Eurotatoria; Philodinida; Philodinidae
Source: the annotation of a GenBank genome assembly
AUGCCAUUUGUAAUAGCUUUAUUUUUCGGCAUUUUCUUCUCAUGUGUGAAAGGUCAAAUUACACCAGGAUCUAAUUACUAUUGUAAUGAAAAUAAUGCUGUUGUCGAAUUUAAAUUGUCUUCGUCACCUCAUUCUGCAUGGCAACCAAUAUUAAAUUGUUCUUUACAACAAUGUAAUGUCAGCUUGAAUAACAACGAUAACUGUCGUUCAUCAGUGACACCUUGCUUUGACUACCGCACACUCAAUAAUAGUAGAUAUUGUGCACCUGGAAUUUUGUGUUCAAUUUUGGAACCAUGUAACAAUAUUACCUAUAAUUGUGCAGAAAAUACUUCCGUAUGCAUCAUUAACUCAUGCUGUUCACCACAAGCCGUAUGUUUACCAUUGUCAGUUAUGAAUAUCUGUAAAUUAGGUAAACACACAUUCUACUUAAGUAUGUCUGUAUAUAAGAAUCAAUCAAAGUACUUUAUCCAGAUUCUAGUUGAGACUUCAUUCGGUUUUACUAAGUCAUAAUUCAAUGAGUCUUAUCAUAUAAUGACAACAACAUGAAAAAUAGAUAAAUAUAAUUCUGAGAGAUUAAAUUAAAGAUUAGAAUGGAAUGAAAAUGAGAUGGAUAAUUGAAAUAGAUUGAAAUUUUAGAUAUUAUCAGAAAAUAAGAGAUUAAUAUGAUACUCUACAUAAAUCGACUAGUACGAAAAUCAUUGAUUCUUUUAUAAUUUAAAACUUUGUUUUUCUUUUUUUCAAGAAAGAAUUAUUAAUGAAGUUUUUAGUGAAAGUAAAAUGAGUAACUCAUACGACUUGUUUCUUUUAUGGAAUCAGUUGUAUGUUUGAUUAAAACAAGAUUUGAGAAAACAUUUUUGAGGAUUUUCAUCAUUCAACCUACACACAUCUUUAUAAUUCAAAAUUGUAGAUGAAAUCAGUAUUUUUAACAUGGGCAAAGACAUUGUUUACAUUAGAUGCUUUCAUGUUUCUGACUUGAGAUAAUUUAAUUAGAUACAAUCUUCAUAUAUUUGAGUAAUAAUAACUUGAGAGAUGUUAAAUCAUAUCAUUGAUAAUAUCUUGUUUUCUUCAUCUCAAAAGAAAUAUUUCUAGAUAAUUAUGUCGACUAUCUUCAUGAUAUCCUUGCUGAAUUUGAUUAUGAUCAGAAUUGUUUCAAGAUGACAUUUUCUUGGGUGUGGGUGAAAAGAGCAUCAUCAUCCACACCCACACGUACAUCCACAUCCACUCACACCCACAUCUCGUUUUAAACUGUUAUGAACCUUUAGUUCAUUCAAAUAAGAUUAAUUAAAAAAGACUAUUUAAAGUAAAAUUUCUUUCGCUGAACUUCACUUUCUAUAGGGAUUUUAACAUUAUUUACUGCCAUUAUCGUUUAAGAAUAUUAAAUUACUAUUGUAUUGAAGGUAAUUGAGUUGAUGAUGUCUAUUGUCGAUAUUAAAUUUUGCAAGGUAUGUGAAUCAUUCAAAAAUGAAACUUAAAAGAAAAUAUUUGUCAACUUGAGUGAGUUUGAGAAAUACAUUCAUACCAAUGCUUUAUAUAACCAGCAGUUACCCUGUUUUCUUUCAACUAGAUUCAUGACGUUAUCAAAUUAACUUUAAUAUUUAUAUCAGUUACUAGAUUGAUACUUGAAUCAAUUUUCUUCUUCAUUGGGCAUAUUUCUCGAGCUUUUCUUGCAAUGAUGGUUCAUUUUUAGUAAGCUAUUAUCAAGACACUAACAAAAACAUCUAAUUAUUAUAGUACUUAAGUCGAGAAAUAUGAGCCGAUCUCGGCACGAAGACAUUUCAAAUCAAUGGAACCUAGCGACAGUGUUCCUAACGAGAAAGUCUCCAAUUUUUGAUAGUGACUUUCGUGUAACUUCUUGUUCUUUCCCAUGAGAAACGUCACGAAACUUUUUGAUCAGGAAUACUGUAUCCAAGCUCCAUCGAUGUUCGGUGUUCUCCUGUUGGAUGGAAUGAUUUUUCUGCAUCUUUCCGAUCGGUUUCAGUGAAACAGUCUUUUUUUCGAAGCCUGGAAUGAUUGACACGGAUAGAUAUGAUUAAAUGCACUUCAUUAAAAGAGAAAUAUCAGAGGUAAUAAUAUUGAAGAACUCAGAAAUAGAAAUUCCUCAAUUGUUGAAUAAUUAUUACAGACAUUAAGGUAAUUUAUUGAAGAAUCGAAGAUUAACCAAAGAUUCUCCCAGAGUUCCAUGAUUUCUAAUAGCUUGAUUAAUGCAGUGUCCAAAAUAAUUUUUGCAAUCAUAAAUUCAUUUUUACAAAGAAGUCUUCUGAUCUUGAUGUGAAUCCAACAUAUAUGUUGGAUAAUGCACUUUUUUGAAUUUGGA